This is a messenger RNA of Rhizopus microsporus ATCC 52813, 1206 nucleotides long. RefSeq lists its product as uncharacterized. Gene Ontology annotation, biological process: regulation of cyclin-dependent protein serine/threonine kinase activity. The transcript has a single exon. Bases 262 to 1086 code for a protein of 274 amino acids. The record is from RefSeq and is a predicted model, not a curated record. NCBI's taxonomy places the organism in Eukaryota, Fungi, Mucoromycota, Mucoromycetes, Mucorales, Rhizopodaceae. Gene Ontology annotation, cellular component: cyclin-dependent protein kinase holoenzyme complex; nucleus. Gene Ontology annotation, molecular function: cyclin-dependent protein serine/threonine kinase regulator activity; protein kinase binding.
UUUAACUUGAACUUUAUCUUUUUAUUUGCAAACAUGAACUAUAUUAUUAUUGUCGUUUAAAUACUUUUCUUCUAUUCUUUACUACAUAAAUCUAAUAGAAGAAACAGAAGAAAAGACGAGAGAUUUAAACAACACAAUCCUAGAAACAGAAAAAAAAAGAAAACUAAACUUGUAUCCAUUGCUGCUUAUUCUAUAAACAUCUUAUUAAGCAGCAACAACAUCACAUCUUAACUUGGUUAAAAAUCCCAAAAUAAGCAAAACAUGACACAUCACACAAUGGUUACUCCCGCAGUCACCUUGGUUGCGCAGCCCCCUCAUAAAUACAAUGCAAUUAAUUCAAAUAUCCUGACAAUGAAUCAAGCAAAUAAACAACAGCAAAAGUCCUAUGUUAGUUCUCUUGUUGGUAAGUCGGCUGUUUAUUUAAUAAACAUGUCCCUUAUUUUAUUAUUAGAUGUGACCAUCCAGGUUAUAACCUCUAUUUGGCCUAAUUCUUCCACCAAUAAUAAUAACAAUCAAAAGCCUAUUGCCGAUCUUCACACCUUUUUGCACCAUAUCCUUAAACAUUCUCGCACCACUCACUCUACACUUCAACUAGCCAUCUUUUAUCUAUUUAGAAUCCGAUCUAAAGUACAGCAAUCUUCCCACCAAGACGCCUACAUCUCCUGCGGUCGACGCAUGUUCCUGGCUGCUCUUAUCUCAGCACAUAAAUAUCUUCAAGACAAAACAUACAAAAACUCUGCUUGGAGUAAAGUCAGUGGACUGAACGUCCAGGAAAUUAACCACGCCGAAAAGGUUAUGCUGGAACUAUUAGACUAUCGCUUGCAUGUUAAGAAGGACAUAUUUGAUCAGUGGAUGUUGAUGCUUCAAUCUCACCUCAAAGUCACUCCUACUCCUCAACCUGUUGCUCCUAUGCCUCAGAUGAAGCAACACAAGUAUCACCAGGAUUUACUAGAACGAGCUCGUCAAAGUUUACCUUCUCCUCCUUUAGAAGAGGAUACAACCUUCAUGCCUAUUCAAAGAAAGAGAAAGGCUGAUGACAGUGAUGAUGAAGACGAACAUCAAAGGCUGACAAAGAAGCAAUGCUAAUUUUAUUUCUUAUCUUCUAUUUCUCUCCUUCUUCACCCCUCCCCCCUUGUUCAUAUAUAUUUUAUACUUUCUUCCGUGUACAUUAUAAUCAUUUUGUAUUCCCCCCAUUAUAAACAAUUG